Molecule: messenger RNA, 139 nt
Organism: Funneliformis geosporum
Lineage: Eukaryota; Fungi; Glomeromycota; Glomeromycetes; Glomerales; Glomeraceae
Source: the annotation of a GenBank genome assembly
AUGGACAUCAAUAUAAAGUCGACUAAAGUUCAAUAUCGACCAGAUCCUCAGAAUAACUCCGCAUCUACUAAAAAUGGAGUAAUUAAAGAAUUAAGGCUAAAUUUAAAGUAUAUUGUCGAAACUGAAGGAAAAAGAAAAG